UCUCCCUCUCCCUCUCCCUGCUUUUCUUUCUCUCCCUCUUUACCCUGGACCUCUCUCUGUGUAUUCUGAACAUACCAAGCCGAGCCACACAAUGCUGAAAGUGGCGCAGACAUUCCCACCCCCCCUGUUCCUCCUGGUCUCCCUCUGUGAGGCAGUGCGGCUCUGAUCGCAGGGCAGGACAGGGAAACGGUGUCGCAGGACGAGCCAGCAUCACCUGUUCGGGACAUUUGCAACAGCAGUAGACGAGAAAAGAAGGAGGAGCAGAGUCACUUAAGGGCUCUGCUCUGUCUGUGUCCACCCAUCUCCACCCACCUCCACCACCCCCCUCCAGACUCCCUCACUUGCACACAUUCCCCCAGCCUAUCCUCCCCAUUUGUCUCCUCCACUCUCCGAUGCUGGUGUGGUGACCAGCAGAACUCUCGGCUGAGCUGCAUGGAGGCACAGGGAGGGGCAGGGAGCCCAGGACGAAAAUAAUUAAAGACCAAGCUGCAAGCAGAAAAGGCACCAGCCAUCUGGUGUGACCCACCAGAAAGCUGCUAUCCUCCUACAUGAUAUUGGAACAAUUCUGCAUGAUAAACAACUUCAAGCCCAAUAAAGACAUCCAGAAGCUGCUGAAGCCGUCCAGCUCAGGCGACCUAUCGAAGGAGCUGUUCCAGCACCCUGCAGGGGAGGACGAGGGCUGUCUGUUGGGCCACACUGCUAGCCUGCUGCACAUCAGCGAGAAGAGACAACCACUGAGUAGUGUGUCGUCUUUAGAGGUGCACUUUGACCUCCUGGAUCUCACCGAGUUGACUGAUAUGUCCGACCAGGAACUGGCUGAAGUGUUUGCUGACUCUGAUGAGGAGAACCACAAUGAGUCCCCAGCGGGUUCCCACCAACCUGUGCUGCCCAGGGGCGGGUACAUGCGCUCCCCGUCGUGGACGCGCUGCAGCAAAGUCGAGUCUCCACGAGAGAGAAAGCACCACAGUGACUCAGACACCGCAGAGCCCUUAAUGAAGCUGGAAAGGCCAAAGCAACCAUGAUAUCUCACGUCAAACAAGUGGACCGCACAGAAAGAAAGAAAACCCAGAGCUGGACAUGCAGCCAGAGCCGUAACACAAAACGGACCAAGAGGCCUCCAUCUGCCACCGUGUGUUCGCACGAUGCCCCGAGAUGCUGGCGAGUUCAGGCUGAACUCUGGACACUGUGCUCUAAAGAUGUUAAGAUGUGCAAUAUACACACUCUCCUUCUCUCUCCCUCUUUCUCAGACACACACAAAUCCAUGCAAUCAUUGUGUUUUUCUUGGAAAGACUUGGUAAUGCACUCUAGGCUGCCAGACAAUUUAAAGUUUUGUUUUUUUGGAUGACAGACAGGGUACGCGGUCAACAGAGUAAACACCACCUUUGUCCUUACAGCCUCUCAGGGUGGGUCAGCACAGCCAGAUUGAUGAUGACAGUUGUCUAAUGCUCGACCUUCCAUGUGAUGCUCAGACAGUAGGAAUCACCCUGAUUUACAAGACAUGAGGACGGUUUAGCCUAAAACAUCCCGCAGAUGCUUCGUUAGACUAACUGCGUUGCUUGUAAAUGUGGCAGGGUUUUCUGUUGCCUCUAAGCAGAGGAUUUGUGGCUUUCAGCGAAGCCGGACUGUCCUUGAUGCCUACUCCGUCUGAAUAAGAGAUCUGUGUUGUGAUUUAAAGGCCUCAAUAAGAAUAUUGCACUUCUUUCACUGAGUUGUAUUUUCAGUGACCCUCAGAAUUAUUGGCAUUUGGCUCAGGCGGGUGAAACGAUACACAGAACAGUAGCAGCUACGGACCCGAUCCAUACUCAAACUCUAUCUGCAAAAUCUUCCACAAAAACUUUUUCUGUGCGACUAUGAAAAUGGCAGCUGCGACUAUGAUUAAAUAGAUCUAAAGUUUAAAAGUAAAAUACCAUAAAAACACACACUGCCUGGCCAAAUAAAAACAUCUCACACUAGUAUUUUAAUACAAAAUAGUAGUUUGGCAAGCACAACGUGCUGCACAUUCUUUGCGCACAUGCAGUGUUAAAAACAAGAAAUAUUUUAUACAUAAAUACAAAAGUCACAUAAAAAAAGAAAUCCUUGUUCACUAAGGCAUAUACUCUAAUAAUGUAUUGGACGACUAUUAGCUUUGAUUGCAGCACACACUAGCUGUUGUUUCAAUAAGUUUAAACAAUGUCACAACAUUUAUUUCCAUCCAGAGCUAAGGUUUUAUAUUGAUGAUGGGAGAGCUAGACGACAUCGUAAAAGUCUUCCAGACACUGUCAUUGGAGAUAAGGUUGAGACUCUGUGGUCACCAUUCUAUGCUUGAAUCCUGACAUUUCAGUGAAGAAGAAACUCUAUUGAUGGUAAAACUCAAUCAUUCAGAUAGUCAGUUGACCUCGUUUGUUUUAGGUACGUAGCAUUGCUGAGCCUGGACCGGGUCCACGUGAAGCGACCCCAGACCGCGACAGGCCCCACAGACUUGCACGGUCGUCACUAUGCAUUACAGCGGCAUGACUUCAUCCUCUGCUCUGCGAUUCUUGAUGCACCCAUCUCUGAAACAAACCUGGACUCAUCAGACCACAUGAACCUUCUCCAUUGCUGCACACUCCAGUCGCCAAUUUCCCUAACAUAUCCAAGCCUCUUUUUUUCCUAUUCCUCUCACUGAUAACUGUUUUUUUUAAUGUUUUAGGCUCUAUAUCUGUUUAACCCUAAUAACGGAAUUCUCUUCACAUAGUAUAAGUGGAAAUACUGUUAGCUUUACAAUUAAACACUGUGGUGAGUGCUGCUUCUGAUCUUCAGUUAGAUUUCACCAAAUUAUUUAGUGACAUCUGAUCACGAUCAUUCAGGAUUGUUUUUAUUCCUGAACAUGAUGCUUCAUGACUAUUUGCCCAGGUUUUAAACCAGUUUUAAUAGAUUCAGUCAUCUUUUUUGUUUUGUUUUAAUGGUCUAAUACAGACCAAUAAUUUGAACACCUUUAGGGGGAGUGGAAGCCUAAUGGUUACAGAGGAGGGCUGGAGGACCCAGUUUCAAGCCCCUGGAUUGCAACCAAAGUCAACCACCUUGGGCCCCUGAGCAAGGCCCUUAACCCUUACUGCUCCCCGGGCACCGUGCCAUUGCAUGGCAGACCACUGCUACUAGUUAACUAACUGACUAACUAGAAAAUGGGUUAAAUGCAGAGAAAGAAUUUCCCCAUUGUGGGAGUACUAAGGGAAGCAUUUAUUUCAUUAAUUUUUUUUACAACACGAGUUUUUCUGAUAAUACUUAAGAAGUGAGAGGCUACCUAUUUCUUUAGUUGUUUCUUUUUUGGGAGGCCAGGCAGUGUGUAGAAACUAAAUAAGUAGACAUGUAGUUCUUCAAGCAGGUGGGUUUGUGCGGGUGCCAAAAACACAACAAAGUGCCAACAUUUGUGAUGACAAAAUCCACUUUUGAUGCAAUAUUUUGUAUCUUUGUCAGCAAAGUAAUAGCUGGUUACUCUUUUUCUUGUUUUGGUAUAUUAAGCUUGUCUAUUCCACGAAUGCCAAUAAUUCUGAAUGCUGUGACACAGUGGAUCAAAAGUGAUACUGGGAUGGAAAAAUAUUAAAUAAAAACGUAUGGGCUUAUU
Messenger RNA from Cololabis saira (Pacific saury), 3580 nucleotides. It is a transcript of the gene dbndd1, whose product is annotated as dysbindin domain containing 1. Gene Ontology annotation, biological process: negative regulation of protein kinase activity. The record is from RefSeq and is a predicted model, not a curated record. Gene Ontology annotation, cellular component: cytoplasm. The transcript is spliced from 5 exons. Lineage: Eukaryota; Metazoa; Chordata; Actinopteri; Beloniformes; Belonidae. Bases 549 to 1022 code for a protein of 157 amino acids.